Mya arenaria is the source of this 6027-nucleotide messenger RNA. RefSeq names its product 3'-5' RNA helicase YTHDC2-like. Gene Ontology annotation, molecular function: protein binding; RNA binding; ATP binding. Bases 144 to 4646 code for a protein of 1500 amino acids. Gene Ontology annotation, cellular component: intracellular anatomical structure. NCBI's taxonomy places the organism in Eukaryota, Metazoa, Mollusca, Bivalvia, Myida, Myidae. The record is from RefSeq and is a predicted model, not a curated record. The transcript is spliced from 34 exons.
UUGCUCCCGAGUAUCAAAUGUCAGCUGCAAAAGAAAACAAAAUUGUCAUCUGCUUAUUUGGAAAAUAUACUAGCCAUAUAAUGAUUUAUUUAAACAUUGUGAUGGUAUUACUCGCAAUAUAAUACUUUGAUCUGAACGACAAAAUGUCAAAGAAACAGCCACCAAGGCCAUCGAGCACUGGGAGUGCUGGUACAGGCAGAAGAGGUAGAGGUGGCAAGAUGCCUGACUGGGGUGUGAGACCCACUGUUGGUCCAAGGCCAGAGGAAGAUGCAUGUAUAAGUGAAGAAGUUAAGAUUGGAAUCAAUCUAGCAAUUGAAAGAUUCCGCAUGAAUGAAGAACAAAAAGAAUUAGAAUUUCCAUCAUCAUUGACAGCUACUGAAAGGGCAUAUGUUCAUAGAUUUGCUGAUCAACUUGGCUUGACUCACAAAAGUAGAGGUAAAAAUGCAUCUCGUUUCUUGGUGCUGUCAAAGAAGGAAGGAGCGAAGACAGAAGUGAGCAGUGCCACGUUUCAGCUGGUACGCAACUCCAAGUUCCAGAUUGGUUCCCUGCUCCAGCGGUUCCCCGUCACCAGCAAGGAACGGCUCGAACUCCUACCCAACGUGGAUAAAACUCAUGUCAAUGAAGUUUCAAAGGAGCUUGCCCGAACUGCGACAGGUCGUCUCAAUAAUGGUCUUCCACAGGUCCCUCCAGUGCGAGGCAACUCUGAGCUGGCCAGCUUUGCCCGGAGCCUGCCCAUCAACCAGUACCGAGAGCAGAUACUGGAGACUGUCAAACAGAACCAGAUCUGCCUGGUGUCGGGGGAGACAGGCUCUGGGAAAACCACACAGGUUCCCCAGAUGAUCCUGGAUGACUGCCAUGCAAGGGGGCUCCCAUGUCGCCUGUUCUGCACCCAGCCCCGGCGUAUAGCCGCCCUCAGUGUGUCUGAGAGGGUGGCAGCUGAAAGAGGAGAAUCUGUAGGACAGACUGUCGGAUUUCAAAUACGGCUGGAAUCCAGGGUAUCUCCAAAGACGUUGCUCACAUUCUGUACAAAUGGAGUGUUGCUGAGAACUAUGAUGGGGAAUGAGAAUGCCCUUGAUACAGUCACACAUGUCAUUGUGGAUGAAGUCCAUGAACGUGACAAGUUCUGUGAUUUUUUGCUGAUCUCACUGCGAGACAUCGCGAGGAGGAACCCGAAUCUAAAACUGAUCCUCAUGAGCGCCACGCUCAACACGAAACUUUUCAUCAAGUACUUCAAUAACUGUCCUGUCGUUGCAGUGCCAGGCAAUCUUUUCCCAGUGGAUGAAUAUUUCCUUGAGGACAUUCUUUCAUGGACCCAGUACACCAACCGGAAGAUGGAGAGAUACAAGGCAGAGAGAAAAUCCAAGACUGAGCGAGAUGCACGUCUGUCAGACUGGGUGGACCCACGGGUGGUGACGGGGCGACGAAGAAAACACCACCUGGAAGACCUUGAAGAUGAGGAGGAAGAGAACAAGGAGCCUGAUGACAGGAACAAGAUUAUAGAGCAGCUGUCGAUGCUUGGUAUAGCUGAGAAGGAUGAGGAGGAGUUGGACUCUGUAAUCAAGGCCGAGAUGGACCAAUGUAUGUCCGAGAUCUGGCUCAGCGGCAGUGAUGAGCACUUCUCCCAACUCUUCUACUUCAUCUCAUCUGAGAAUGUCAGCGUUGACUAUCAGCACUCUGACACAACUGUGACGCCCCUGAUGAUAGCUGCAGGCCGUGGAUUUGUACCAAUUGUACAACAACUGCUAGCCUUGGAGGCAGAUCCAGGGAUCCGCUCUAGUAAUGGUUGGACGGCCCUGGACUGGGCCAAGAAGUUUAAUCAGGAGGAGAUCAUUGCUGUCCUCGAGGAACACAUGUUGACCAGCAGUGCGGGCUCUCAGAAGGAUACAGAGAUGGAGGAAGACUUGUCUGGUGAGACUGAGGAAAAACGGGAACAAAGGGAACUGCUCACAGUCUACCAGCACUGCUGGGAUGAUGACAAGGUGGACAUAGACCUUAUAGCUGAGCUACUCUUCCUCAUUGUCAACACUAAACCUGAAGGUGCAGUGUUGAUAUUCCUGUCUGGUUACGAUGAAAUUGUCAACAUGAGAAGUAGGAUUGAAGAUGAUAAUACCUUCUCAAAUAUCAGAUACACCUUGUAUUGCCUGCACUCGGCUAUGCAGACUGCUGACCAGAGGAAAGUGUUCAGACCUUCACCACCAGGCAUAAGGAAGAUUAUUCUUGCCACAAACAUAGCAGAGACCAGUAUCACGAUAAAUGAUGUUGUCUAUGUCAUAAAUUCUGGGAAAGUGAAAGAGAAAACAUUUGAUGCUCUUCUCCAAGUGACAAUGUUGAAGAGUAACUGGAUCUCAAAAGCCAGCUCUUCGCAGAGGAAAGGCAGGGCUGGUCGAUGUCAGCCGGGAGUGUGUUACAACCUGUUCAGCAGGAGGAGACAUCAACACAUGAUGGAGUUUGCCACUGCUGAACUCAUCAGAUGCCCACUCCAGGAGUUGUGUCUGCAGACAAAGCUGCUGGCCCCAGUGAAUGAGAACAUAGAAGACUUCCUGGCCAAGGCUCCGGAACCCCCGCCCUACCUGGUCACCCGCUCAGCACUCAAUAUACUCAAGCAAAUGGAUGCCCUGGACCCAAACGAGGAGCUGACCGAGCUGGGGCGCCACCUGGCUGACCUCCCUGUGGAGCCGCACCUCGGCAAGAUGGUCCUGUACUCAAUCGUUCUCAAGUGUCUAGACCCCAUUCUCACCAUUGUGUGUGCCCUUUCUUAUAAAGACCCUUUCUUGUUACCAGCAUGGGCCUCACAAAAGAGGGAAGUUCAUAUCAUCAGGCGGGAUUAUGCUGCCAACUCAUUCAGUGAUCACAUGGCUCUACUCCGAGUCUUCCAGGCUUGGCAGAAGGCUCGCACUGAUGGAUGGGAGAGAAAUUUCUGUACCCGUAACUAUGUGUCCCCGGCUGUCAUGGAGAUGAUUGUUGGCAUGAGAUCCCAGCUGUUAGGCCAGCUUCGGGCUUCAGGUUUUGUGCGGGCUCGAGGGGGAGGUGACAUCAGGGACCUGAACACAAACUCUGAGAACUGGGCAGUGGUCAAGGCUGCCCUGUGUGCUGGAGCAUACCCCAACAUUGUGCGAAGGGACAAGUACACACAGAAACUCACUGGACAGUCGUCAGAGAAGAUAGGUGUACACAAGUCUUCAGUGUUGCCGGACAAAGUCGGCAGCCUGCCAUCAGACUGGGUGUUUUACGAGGAGAUGACCAGGUCAGGUGUGACCCCGGCCUUCAAAAGCCUGGCAUGUAUUCGUACCUGUACGGUCGUGUCUCCCAUCACCGUGGCCCUGUUCUCAGGGCCGGCCAAACUUCCUGCCGAUGCCAUCAAAGAAACAAUACAGGAUGAGGGCAUGGUGGGACUAGGGGAGCCGAGUGACAGCGAGAAUGAAGACCCAGAGGAAAACAAGGCCUGUCUCCUACAGCUCUCUGACUGGCUAGCAUUCAGGAUAGAUGCUGAGUCUGCAUGUCUGGGUAUCCAGCUGAGACAGAAAUGGCACUGUUUGUUCCUGAAAAGAAUGGGAGCUCCAUCCAAACCUCUCACUCAAGCUGAUGAGGCGGUGGUAUCUGCAGUGGUGAAUGUGUUGACCAAUGAGGAGCAGGCCCUGGGACUUCAACAGCCUGCCGGUAUUGGCCAGAGGCCCAGACCCAUGUCUGCAGAGAGUAUCCUGACUGGCAGUUGUCGUGGUGAUGGUAUGUCACAUGACCCCUCGAUGGACAGUGUGCGCCACAGGUUCUCCACGUCUGCCAAGAAGGCAACCAGCACACCGCCAAAGAGGAAAGAUUUUAUGUCUCCUAAGCUAAUCCACUCUGGAGCGAGUUCAAACCAUAGUAGCCCAUCCAGCAGUGGUCACCAUGGUAGCAUGGCCAGUUCCCCAUACACAAGUCCCCAGCUGGGCCCAGGCAGUGGUCAGCCGCGAUACUUCAUCAUGAAGUGUUCCAAUCAGAGAAAUAUUGACAUCUCUGUCAGCAAAGGAGCCUGGGCAACAUCAAGGGCUAAUGAGAAGAAACUGAAUAAAGCUUUUCAGGAUGGGAACAUAGUGUACCUGAUCUUCUCCAUCCAGAGUAGCGGACAUUUCCAGGGCUAUGCCAAAAUGUCUUCCAUCAUUGGCACAGAGAAAUCCUAUGACUACAAUGGACCAGGGGGUGUCUUUUCAGUCGACUGGGUAAAAAGGGGAAACCUACCAUUCCAGAUGACCCACCACCUGAGCAACCCCUGGAACGAGAGCAAGCGAGUACAAGUCAGCAGGGAUGGACAGGAAGUUGAGCCAUCAGUGGGACAUGCCCUCAUUCAGCUAUGGGAUAGCUAUCCUGACAACAAUGGUGACAACACACAUGAGGACCCUGCAUACACUACACAUAGGGAGUCUACACAACAGGGUUUUGACAGGUGUCAACUUUACACAGACAUUACAGAAGAGCCAUCAGGCUACAUGGGUCAAUAUCAGAACUGGGGUGGUUAUCAGCCCCGUGGGCGACGCCCAGCCCGGGGCCAGGGCCACAUUGUUGCCUACCAGGGCCACAGGGGAGGAUAUGCCGGGUACCAGGGGCAGCAGGGGCAGGUGGUAUAUGGGAACCAGUACCAGCAAUUUGGCUACUACCCACACAGGAAGUAGGAAAACACAGAAAGCCCUACCAAAUGGCUGUUGCUUGUGCAGAAAAAGAGGGAGUUUAACAGUAGCGCUUCCACUUACAAGAUCAUGGGAAUAUAUUUUGAAAUAUUGCUCCUACCAUCACAGGAAAGAGGAAUGGACAAAUGUGGAAGGAAAAUUGGAUAAAUGUUUUGAAAACUGCAUUCCUGCAGUGGACUUAUUAGACGUCUUCAAGAAGAUUGUCCAUGACAGUGAUAUUUUAAGUCAGGUUUUACAUAUUCAUCUUGACCAUAUUUACAAUGUGUUCAAAUCAUGUAUCACCUUCCAGCAUUAUCAUUUUUCAUCAUUAUUUUGGAAAACUGAAAUCUAAAAAGAUCAAGGAAAAAACUUGAUGCAAGUAAAAAGAGGAAGAAAGACUUUUAAAUAAUCUGCUCCGUCCAUUAAGUAGGGGAGAGACCUACAAAGGAUUUCCCUAGAAAUUGAUCUGUAGUUUAUAUUAUUAGCUCACCUGAGCACGUAGUACUCAAGGUGAGCUAUUUUGAUCGAUUGAUGUCCGGUGUCCUUGUCCAUUGUCCAUCAUCUAGCAUCAACAUUUUAAAACCUUAAACAUCAUCUUCACUAAAAUUCCCAUCAGCCAGACAAUAUGGUAUGCAGCCUCGGGUAGUGGUCCUUGACCAAUAUUUUUCAAACUAUGACCAUGAGAUGAAAAGUGGCCCACUAUUGUGGUCCAAGGUUUCCUAUACACUGAUACAGAAUUUUUUUUGAAAAUCUUCUUUGAAACUGCAAGGCUAAGGCUUGAUAAUUGGUAUGUAGCCUCAUGUAGUGGCCGUUUACCAACAUUCUUUAUAACCAGUGACUAGUUGGUCAUUUGGAAUCAGGUGAGCGAAUUAGCGCCAUUUUGGCCCUCUUGUUUAUUAAGUGGCUUAUUUGAAGCAUGUCCACUUUGUUUGGUGUACUGUUUGUAACAGACUGAAUUAAAAUUGAAUGAAAUAGUUCUUUUUUAGUUGAAACAUGCAUAGAUGAAGUAAGUUUAAAUGGUUCAAUUUCUCAAAUCUUUGAUUUUCUUUUAAUUUGUAGCUAAUAGGUUUUUUUUGAGAAAUAAUUCCCGGUAUUGUUGACCUUGGUGUUGGUGUUCAAAUUAUUCCUGGGAAACUUGACACACAUGUUUCCAAUAACACUAUCCAUACAUGUUUGUGAAGCAAGACCCAUCUAACUAAAAUUAUUAUUGGUUUGUGCCCCUUGGUAGACUCAGAGAAAAACAGACGAUACUUUUAUCCCCUUAAUAUACUCUUGUUAUGUCUUUGACAUUAUUGUGAAUUGAAUUCUGGACUAUUUUAACUCUAUCAUAUUUAUUAGUGUUGUUACUGAAUGAAAUUUUUAUGAAGCAAUUAAAUUUUCAAAUGUU